AUGUUUGUUCCUAAGAUAUUGUUCUGCCUGUUUAUCAAGUGCUCCAUUAACAUUAAGCCACAAAUUGUAAAACUCGAAACUUGCUUACAACAAGCAAAUAUAUCGUACGCAACUCAACAAUCACCAAUCUGGUCCAAUCUCACCGCCCCAUACAAUCUCCGUCUUUCAUACACUCCGGCGCUGGUUGUACUUCCUACAACCGAUCAGCAAGUAGGACAAAGUAUAUCAUGCUCGGCAAAAGAAAGUUUUAAAGUUCAACCCAAAGGUGGUGGGCAUUCUUAUACGAGCUUUUCAUUGGGUGGCCAAGACGGAAUUGCCGUGGUUUCCAUGGAGAACUUCAAUGAAAUCGAGGUGGAUCAGACGACAUUCAUAGCAAAGAUUGGUGCAGGUCAAAGACUUGGGAACGUAGCUCUCGGAAUCCAUGAACAAGGCAAAAGAGGGUUACCUCACGGUACUUGUCCUGGGGUUGGGAUUGGUGGCCAUGCUACACAUGGAGGCUACGGUUACGAUUCAAGACUGUGGGGCUUAGCACUUGAUACCAUUUUUGGUCUUGAUGUGGUUUUCGCCAACGGAUCUAUCAUAUACGCCAACGAAACACAAAAUCCAGAUGUUUAUUUUGCUAUGAGAGGAGCUGGAGACAGUUUCGGCAUCGUCACGAAUUUCUACAUGCAAACCAACGAAGCUCCAGAGACAGUCACCUACUUCACCGCCAAUCUGAACGAAACGCUCAAAAGUAUUGAUCAACUCACUUCCGCGUUCCUUCGCACUCAAGAUUUCGUCAUCAACUCGCCACUCCUGACCAAAAACAUUUCGUUUGGAUUCUACACAGAUAACAGUGGUGCGCUCAGCAUUACCGGAAUGUGUAUGUUUUGCAACACCACUUUCUUCAAAGAAACAGUCUUCCCAGCUUUGACCGAGGGGGUCACACCGUUUCCCGGAUCAAUCAACAUUACAGAUCUCUCAUGGCUCGACACCUUACAAGUUCUGGCAGGUGCCGAUCCAUUGGCUGAACCCUUGGACGGUUACAACAUUCACGACACCUUUUACGCAAAAUCGGUGGUCACAAAAGAAGCCGAGCCUCUCACAGAAGAAGCAGUACGAAAUUUUUGGGAAUACAUUAUUUCCAAGACAAACAUCAACACUCCACCCUCUUUCUCAAUAAUCAACUUGUAUGGAGCUCAAGACUCGCAAAUUAACGUACCGUCUCCAUCAGCAUCAGCAUAUUCCGAUCGAGAAUCACUUUGGGUCUUCCAAAAUUACGGUUAUACCGCUAAUCACGCUCUUCCGUGGGAUUCCCGCAUCAUCCCUCUCAUUGACGGAUUAAAUGCCGCCAUUGGAAAUUCUCAGCCCACCGGGAACUUUUCUGCAUAUUCAAAGUAUAUUGAUCCGGAGUUGACCGCAACACAGGCUGCAGAGCAGUAUUUUGGACCGAAGACUCAUGAUAAGUUAUUGAGAUUGAAGACGGAAUUGGAUCCGGGUUUCGUGUUUUGGAAUCCGCAAGCGGUGAGAAAUUCAGGAUUGUUGAGCUUGCCUCCGGAUGAGCUUGAGGAUUAUCAGGCCAACUAUGAGUAA
Messenger RNA from Glarea lozoyensis ATCC 20868, 1572 nucleotides. RefSeq names its product FAD-binding protein. The record is from RefSeq and is a predicted model, not a curated record. Gene Ontology annotation, molecular function: FAD binding; oxidoreductase activity. The transcript has 2 exons. Bases 1 to 1572 code for a protein of 523 amino acids. Lineage: Eukaryota; Fungi; Ascomycota; Leotiomycetes; Helotiales; Helotiaceae.